This is a messenger RNA of Branchiostoma floridae (Florida lancelet), 7114 nucleotides long. Its product is annotated as rasGAP-activating-like protein 1. Gene Ontology annotation, biological process: regulation of GTPase activity; intracellular signal transduction. The coding region runs from base 496 to 3072 and encodes 858 amino acids. Lineage: Eukaryota; Metazoa; Chordata; Leptocardii; Amphioxiformes; Branchiostomatidae. The transcript is spliced from 21 exons. The record is from RefSeq and is a predicted model, not a curated record.
AACGUUAUAUGACGUAAGCAGUCUCUGCGGAAAUAGGCUUGGUAGGGCGAUAUGCUUUAAAUGUGCAUUACAUACACAAUGCUACGGAGGAAUUACAGCUAACGUUGAUAUUUCAUGAAAGCUUAAGAAACUACGGUUAACUUUGCGCAAAAGCGCGCGUCUUGACAAUAAGAACAUACAGAGAACAUUAUGUUGCCAAAAUACCGGCGGACGACAAUCGAUGCUUAUUGAAAAAUUUGAUGACCUUUGAUGACCUUUCUUUGUCGGGUUACAGCAGCUGCUUAACCUUUGAAUUAUAUCAAGUCAAUUCCAGACGCGCAGAGCGUGUCUGAAUUUGAUCGAAUAUAGAUCCCCCUUUCCUGCUCCAUAUGGACUGUUCCACCCACACUAUCUAACAAAAAGGGCAGGGUCCGCCCCCUCACUCGCACUUCUACUGUUCCAAUAUGGCUGCGGCGGUGCAGGGCUGGGCGGGUUCCACUCCGUAACGUAAAGAAGAUGGCAAAGAACACCACGAUCUAUCUGCGGAUCAGCGAGGCCAAGAACCUGCCUCCUAGAGACGCCAUCCUUGGGCCGGGAACUGGAGAUCCGUAUUGCACGGUGAAGGUGGACAAUGAAACCGUAGCAAGAACUGCCACCGUGUGGAAGAGCACUAACCCCUUCUGGGGAGAGGAGUACACCCUGUACCUGCCUCGUAGCUUCCACAGUCUGUCUGUGUACGUCUGCCACCAUGACACCCUGGGGGCAGAUGCACUCAUUGGGAAAAUGUUGCUGUCCCGUAAGGCGCUAUGUCUUGAACCUAGAGGUCUAGAGAAAUGGUUCCCCCUACGGAAGGUAGACAAGGGCUCGGAGGUCCAGGGGGAGUUACAGCUGGAGAUGUGGUGCCAUGGCAACAGGGGGUUCACGCCCGCAGCCGGAGACUUCACUACCAUCUGUUGUGUGGUGGUGCAGGCGAGGGACUUGGCAGUGAAGGAGAAGGCUGGCAUUGUGGAUGCAUUUGUUGAACUUUCCCUGCAGGAGGACAAGGCCAAAACCCAAGUUAUAAAGAGGACAAGAUUUCCCAAGUGGAAGGAGACGUUUGAUUUCACCAUUCCCACCAAAGCCAUGGAGACAGCAACAUUACAGUUCACAGUGUGGGACUGGGAGAAGCAGGGAAACCACGACUUCCUGGGAGAAGGAGAAGUGGCCCUGACAGAACUGCAUGGUGAUGAGCAUGUUUUAGGCUGGCACAGACUGUGUCCAAGAGCAUCAACUGUAGAUGAUGAAAGCUCUGAGCUGGGCUCGUUAAGAUUGAAGGUACGGUGCACAGAAGAACACAUCCUCCCUUCUCAGUACUACCAGCCAUUGGUGGACCUCCUGGUAGAGUCUGUACAAUCCAGUAUAGAGCCAGAGACUCCCACCCCACUGAGUAUGUUAGAGGAGGUAAUGACUAUGGACAGGAUGGACAUUGCCACGACCUUGGUCAAGGUCUUCCUGGGAGAGGGGAUGGUUGUCCAGUUUUUAGAUGCCCUCAACACUCAAGAGAUACUCAAUACCAAGGACCCCAACACAUUAUUCAGGGGGAACUCAUUGGCUACAAAGUCAAUGGACCAAUUCCUAAAGGUGGUGGGGAUGCCAUACUUACAUGAAGUGCUGAGACCUGUUGUAGAUCAGAUUUUUGAAGAUAAGAAAACUGUUGAGUUGGAUCCAUGUAAAGUGGACUCCUGUAGAAGGAGACUAAGUGUUAAGUCGCAGUCUGAUGGCCAGUUGCUGGAGCAUAGUGCAAUGAUCCUGACUGGGUAUCUAGAACAGAUCAUUGACAACAUCGUCAUGUCAGUGGACCAGUGUCCUCCUGUCAUCAGACUGGCCUUCAGACAGCUCAGUAAGAGAGUGGAGGACAGAUUCCCUGAGCAUCAGGACGUGAAGUACCUGGCCAUCAGUGGAUUCCUGUUUCUGAGGUUCUUUGCUCCAGCUGUCUUGUCUCCCAAACUGUUCGCCCUCCGGGACCAACACGCCGAUGCCAAGACUAGCAGGACCUGCACUUUACUUGCAAAGGUUAUCCAGAGCAUUGGGAACCUGGGACUACAAUGUGGGCGUGGGAAGGAGACAUGGAUGGAGCCGCUCCACCCCUUCAUACAGGACAGCUCCUCCCGCGUACAGGACUUCCUGGAUCAACUCAUAGACAUUGAUGAAGCCAAUGUGCCCACAAGAGAAGCGCAGAGGCGGAGCGCUUUCCACCAGUCAGUCACAAUUAAGGAAGGUCACCUCCUACGCCGACGGAGGGCGGACGAUGGUCUGGUCCUGAUGCCCUUCAGCUUCAAGAGGAGAUACUACUGGCUGUGCAACGAUGCCCUGGCGUAUGCCAAGUCUUCUGAGGACCAGAUUCGCACCACCACCAUGACUCAUCGCAUCUGUGCCGUGGAGCGGGUGGAUGAGAACGCCUUUCAGCGGACCAACGUGUUUCAGGUCAUCAUCAGAGAUGGCGACGGUUCAUUGAGCACCACCUAUCUACAGGCAAAGGAUGUGAAUGAGAUGCACCAGUGGCUGUCAGCUAUCAGGAAGACCUGUGUGACCAACUCCCGCAUGCUGGGCACCUUCCACCCGGGGACCCACAGGGCCAGCAAGUGGACGUGUUGUCUGGAGACGGACAAAACAGCCCGUGGUUGCAGUAAGACCCACUCAGCAGUGACCUUGGGUGAUUGGCGGGACCCACUGGACCCUGAUGCUGAGGCUCAGACUAUUUACUCCCAGAUCCUGCUGGGCAGGGACAUUCUCAGAUCCAAGUACCUGGAGUUGGCAGACGCAGGGUCUACAGCCGAGAGCUCCCAUGAGCAGGCCAACAACUCAGAGGCAGAAAGCAAUAACUCGGUGGGGAACAGCUCCGAAUCUGGUCACAACUCCGUACCUGACCCUAAACAGAAACCAGAUAUCAGGAGAAGCCGAUCUUUCUACGACGCCAAGAUGGCGGCGGCUGCCAGGUUGCUGGACGUGAUUGCUGAUCUGGAGAGAGUCCACGAGGCAUUCAACAAGCGAGAACGCGAGCGGGCCAAGGGGCUAGAGCGGGGCAGAUCCCUGUCUUUGGAAUCUACCGAAUGAUAACUGUUUGCAGUAAGAGUAUACAUGAACAGUUGCUAGAUGUAUCAAAGUUCUCGUCAUGUACAUAAUUUCAUGCUGCCAGGCAUGGCCAUGCCCUGUGGACCCCAAUGAUCAUUAAAGCUGGCUGUUGUAAAGCACAUUUUCUGUGCCAUUAGUUUGGUCGCCAUAGGCAUAAAGUUAUAAACAUUUGUAUGCACAGUCUUGUCCAGAUAUGGCAUUUCCCUUUACUCAUCUCACUGAGAUGCACUCAAAGUCGCAUUCAAAGAAAUACCUGCAGGCACAGUGUUGGUAAGCCUUUUUUUUGCAGAAAACAUUGAGAGUGUGUCUUUGUUGUCUACUUGCAAUCUUGCAUCUGUCUAGCCGGUACUGCUCUUUGGUGUAACACACUUAAGCUUCACAGGAACACUGCGGCAGCAGCUGGUUAUGUUAUACAGAACCUCUCAUACCUAACCUUUGUGCAUCUACAUGUGAUUUAUAUACAGCCUUUGCCUAAUUGAUCUCUGCCAGGAAAAGGCAAGGUGACUUGCAUUGCAUUUUCAUUUUCAUUGAAUUGCACUCUUUACAUUAAACGUUCUCCCUGCUGACUUCUGCUUUCACAAGCACAAAGAUUUGGACCAUGACAUUGUAACAUCGGGUUAACCAGAAGAGAGUUACAUGUACAGACCUGAGUUUUGAUACAUAUACAAGUUCAUGUAUACUAGCCUUUAAAGCCAUGUGAGAAUGACCUAAAAUGAAAGUUUGCAUUCCUUCCUCAGCACUUGUCAGAGGAUACAGUAUUGUGAUAUUUAUUCAAAGAGAAGUAUUAUAUAUAUAUCCUGUUUGUAUGAGCUGUGCUCCCAAUGUCAGUGAAACUGUCAUGUUUGCAUACUGUGAUACUAGCUAGUCUUAUUGUACCUUAGAUGAUUGUCAGAAUAGCAUAUUAUCUGAUAUUUGUAUUUCUUACACUUUCUUAAAUGUUUGUUUAUUAGUUGAGUUAAGUUUGGUACUGUGUUUUAGUUAGACUGUAAUUUUGGGGAAACUAACGAAUGUAAAUCUUGUUUGUAUUUUGUUUUAACUUGUCCACAUCAAUGCUUACCAGAUAUAGUUUCUGUUACAUGUACAAUGUAUAAUCAGCCCUCAAAAAGCCACUGCCAACCUUGUCAUUUAGAUUGAGACAAUCAACAUGUUUGAUACUUUCUACUGCCAUGUAAUCAUAUGUUUUGUCAAUCAUGAAGAUUUACACAAUACAAAAUAUAAAAUCAUAACACUUUUUUACACUAAACAAUAGUUGCACAAAGUUAUAAUCAUAACAAUAAUAAAGAUUGAAGAGAUAACCAAAAUCCAGUGUUUGACUUGCAAGUAAAAUGACAGAAAUUGACCCUACUUGUUUUCAGUUGACUCUGAAACCAUAAGGAUUUUUUGUUCAAGUAUCACAAGCAACAUCAUCUAAAAGUAACAAAUCUUGCUUACAUGUGCCUGCUUUAGAUAAUAUAUAUAUAAUAAAAUUUGUGAUGACUUUGGUCCACUCUGUGUAAGAGAAUGUGUGGAAGUGGGAUAUCAGUUAGUUGUUGUUUAAAGAUUCUAACUUUGAAAAGAAUGGGCUUGUAAUCACAAAUUGUUUGUGUUAUACUCUUCAUACUGCCAUAUGCAACUUAGAUAGUGUCUUGCAAUUAAUCUUAUUUCUGCGAAGGUACAUUUUGUAUCUUAUGGUAACAAAUUUGUAUUGGCUAAAGGGUUGGGCAGCAUAGAGAGCUGUGUAAAUCACACAUUUGGGAACAUCAUGGGGCUAUGCAACAUUUGAUAUCCGUCAGUUUUCUGGGGACUUGUAAUGUUCAAAUUUCAAAUCUCAAGAAGUUAGACAAUGGCUGUCAUCAAAGGCCUGCUGUCACAAUUUUUGUGAAAGAAAAAAUGAAAGUCUGAAAAAAGUCACUUGGCAAUUGUUUUGCACCAAAGGAGUAUGCCUUUAUAGAUAGAGCCAAAUGAAGAAGUCAAAUAUGUCUAAGUAAGUCAAAUGAAGAAGAAAUUGUGAAAAUUUGUACACAGUGAAAUCCCAAAAUCCUUACACAGUUGAAUGCCUUUGGAUGUAUGGACCAGUGAGUGAACUUAAUUGUUAGUUACUACAGUUGACACAGAUUUAAAACAUUGUUUUGAAAAAGUUUAAAUGCAAUUAGGGCUAAAUGUUUUUGCUCUUUGGGUGAAUUAAACUGGUUGUGCUUUUACAUUUCCAAGACUGUCUGAUGGCUGAAAUAGAUGACAGCAAUUUGUAACAAAAUCACUGCUUGUCAACAUACUAGCCAAAUUUUCCUACUAGUAUUCCAUGCCCAUUUUGUGGUGUGUAGCUUUGUGAUAUUUGCUGUUACCGCAUCCAUACAUAACGUUAGUUCACGUUUAUCCACGGACAACCUAUAUCCGUUGUUUCUAAAAACACGGUACUUAUGGACAUCAUGUCGACGGACGGUGGUUCCAAACUAUACAACUGUAAAAAUGUUGCAAUUUGACAUUGCCGUUCAUUUACUUGAUGUCCCUAGAUAUCUUAUGUUUAGAGACAACGGAUAUAGGUUACCCCCCGGAUAAAGGUGAAUUAGCGUUACAGACAUGCACUGUUGGAGUUACAAAGCUUGCUUGUUGUUAAUUUAACUACAGAGAAUGAGCCAUUCGGGCUAGCCAGCCUGACAGCACAUAUAAUGUCAGCACAAAAGCUUUAUACAUGUAACGCUAGUUCACCUUUAUCCGUUGGGUAACCUAUCUCCGUUGUAUUAAAAGGCAGGGCAUUUAGUGCUAUCAUACCAACGAAAUUUGAGUUCAAACUGCUACAUUUUGAAAAUAUCUAAAAUUGAAACAACCAUCGACUUCAUAUCAUUGAAAAUCUGAUAUCCCUGAAAAGAAACGGAUAUAGGUUACCCCGCGAAUAAAGGUCAACUAACGUUAAUUGGUAAUCGCUCAGCCUUAUACUAUUUCUAAGCAACUAAAUCAUACUCAUCACAUACUAGGUAUUCAACCAGAUUUGCAUCAACAUAGAGACUAAUAGUACAUUAAGCGGGGGCACUUUGCCUACAAUAUUAUAGAACAAGAAGAAUGACAGUAUUUUACUACCCAAGACACUACUAUAAAGGUAAUAUAUCUGCUUGUAGCAGUUUUAGUAUUCUUUGUCAACUAUCAGUAUGACUUGAGAGAAAUGUUUCUGGUAUGUUCUGUGUUUUUAACAUUGAUUGAUACACUAUAGAAUAGCAUAGAUUUUAUAGGAAAGAAAAUUGCACCUUGGUGUUUUUGAUCAGAAGAAAAAAGUUUUGUCAAACAAUUUUAUACAUGCUAUUGUUUUCAAGUUUAUCAAGUAAGAAGUAACUAUUCGGGUUAUGAAGAAAUAAAUUGAAUUCCUUCUAUGAACUAUUAUUUUACAACUUAUGUUUUAAAAAGGCACGAAUACACUUAUUGAUGCUGCAGAAUUCGUUGUACCAGUUUUUUUAUGCCCAAACGUUAAAUGAUGCCUUUUCAUUUGAGUUUUCCAAAAGCAUUGGCAUCUUCAUGUACAAGUACAUUUGUAGUAUAUCCCAAGAAUACUCGGGGCCUGGAGAUGUUUUGUACCUUAAUUUUGCUUUGACUCCAGAUAUGUAAGUCUACUGUUUUCAGUUCAGAGAACCAGAGGAAUUGAAUCACAUGUAGUUAAGCUCCUGUCACACAUCCAGAACCGUCCGACGACUUUGCUCCCGACCAUGUUCCAACCAAGGUCAACACUGUAACGUCACAUAAUUAGUCCAUUCCAUUCUGCUACCUCUAUCUCUAAUUCACUUCUCUAAUAGCAUAUAGCAGAAUACGACUUCCCCAACUGUGAUCAGCUGGGCCAGACUUUUGACAAAGACUAGUAAACAACCUUGCCAACCAACUCCUAACCUGCAGAUGGCAUUGCACCAUGGUCUGGAGAAGGUUGGGAGGCCAUGGUUGGCAAUGUGUGACAAGGGCUUAACUUGUAGCACAAUGUUCCUGUGAGGUAUACACAAGUGUGGUUAUUGUUAGCCCCUGGUGGGCUGAUUCUGUAAGAGAAUCAUUCUGUGGAGUUUGUGCAGAA